GAGCUGACGGGCAGCAGUGUGUUUGAUUACGUUCACCCGGGCGAUCAUGUGGAGAUGGCCGAGCAGCUGGGCAUGAAGCUUCCACCGGGCAGAGGGCUGCUGUCUCAGGGCGGCGGGGCCGAGGACGGGGCCAGCUCUGCCUCUUCUUCCUCUCACUCUGAGACACCUGAGCCAGUGGAGUCGAACAGCCCUAGUCUUCUGUCGCCGGAUAACAUUCUAGAACGUUCCUUCUUCAUCCGUAUGAAGUCCACGCUCACCAAGAGAGGCGUCCACAUCAAGUCCUCUGGAUACAAGGUUAUCCACAUUGCCGGCAGGCUGCGGAUAAGAAUGGCAUUAACACACAGUCGUUCGGUACCCAAUCAAAUCAUGGGCAUGGUUGUGAUGGCACACGCACUUCCUCCACCAACCAUCAAUGAGGUUCGGAUCGACUGCCAGAUGUUUGUUACACGGGUCAACAUGGAUCUCAACAUCGUCUACUGUGAAAACAGAAUCAGCGAUUACAUGGACCUGACACCUGUCGACAUCGUAGGGAAGAGAUGUUAUCACUUCAUUCACGCAGAGGACGUGGAAGGCAUUCGGCAAAGCCAUUUAGACCUGAUGAAUAAAGGUCAGUGUGUGACAAAGUAUUACCGCUGGAUUCAGAAAAAUGGAGGUUAUAUCUGGAUCCAGUCCAGCGCCACUAUUGCAAUCAACGCCAAGAACGGCAACGAGAAAAACAUCAUCUGGGUCAACUAUGUACUCAGUAAUCCAGAGUACAAAGACACACCCAUGGAUAUCGCACAGCUGCCUAACCUGCCAGAGAAAGCAUCAGAGUCCUCAGAAACAUCUGAUUCUGAAUCCGACUCCAAGGAGAACUCUGACAACGAAAACUCCAAGUCAGAUGGGAAGGGCAAUCAGUCUUCCGAGAACAGUGAAGAUCCAGAGUCAGACAGUAAGAAACAGACGGGCCGGCCACCAGAGCAAGAGAUGAGACGACAGGAGGAAGGAGACAGUUCCAGCAAUCCAGAAAGUCAGGACAGUGAUGAUAGUCUGGAACCUUCUGACUGUGAAACUGACCACAAGGAGUGCCGCCUGGGUGGUUUACAUAUAAAGGUGGAGCGCUAUGGUGACGGUGAGGUGGAGGAACUGCAGGACUCGCCCUCCUCUUGCUCCUCCUCAGAAGAAGAGGAUGAGGUGGAAGAUAUUGUAAAGGACUGCAACAGUGGAGGAGAGCUGAGCGGGCCAGCAAUGAGUAAACACCAGAAGAGAAAGAAGAGGAGAAAAAAGCAGAAAUGGGAUGGUAGUCGGCAACGUCUCUGUCUGUCUCCCUCAGCGACUACUACCCCCAGCCCUGGCAGCCUGGACCCCACCCUUGGAGACCAGCCUCCCCUCCUGCUUCCACCCUCCCCAACCAGUUCCUCUGUGCUGAAGAUCAAGACUGAGAUGUCAGAAACUAUAAACUUCGACAACGACAGCAGCAUCUGGAACUACCCACCCAACCGAGAGAUCUCCCGCAACGAGUCCCCCUACAGUAUGACAAAACCCCACGACACCUUCCCUUCUCCCCCGCCUGCCGGCCUGCAGGUGUCCAUCCCGGACUCUGUCCUCACUCCACCUGGUGCCGAGGGUGGAGGAGGCAGCAGAAAGCCCAACUUCAGUGGCAACAGUAGCAGCGGCUACAGUGCCCCCACCUCUGUGUCCAGUGCAACUCCGGGCAGCUUGGUUCCUCAUUCCAGUUCCACCAUCGCUGACCCGCUCUCCCCACCUCUCUCGGCCUCACCACGGGACAAGCAGCAGGGUACACCCACCUCCUCCGGUUCCCUGCUCUACACCAGUGACCUGGAAGCCCUGCAGAGGUUACAAGCGGGGAACGUGGUACUUCCAUUGGUGCACAGAGUCACAGGCACGCUUGCUGCCACAAGCACUGCUUCCCCACGAGUCUACACCACUGGAACGAUCCGAUAUGCCCCGGCAGACGUCAGCCUGGCCAUGCAGGGCAACCUCCUGCCUAAUGCCCACACCGCUGUGAACUUUGUGGAUGGGCCCGGCUUUGGCAUAGACCCCAAGACGCCCAUGGAGAUGCUGUACCAUCACGUGCACCGACUCAACAUGUCCACCCCCUUUGGGGGUGCGGUCAGCGGAGCCGGCCUCACGCAGAUGCCAGCUGCUAAUGUCUUCACCACAGCAGAGGGACUUUUCUCCACGCUUCCGUUUCCCGUCUACAGCAAUGGCAUCCACAACACACAGACUCUGGAGCGCAAGGAGGAUUGAGGCAAAACAUCGAGACCAUAUUACUGUGUUAAAAAGACUCUUCUGAGGCAAAAGACUGUGUAUCAAAGUUGGGGAAAAGUGAGAUGUUCUAGCACUUUGAAUUUUGAGCAAUUGAGCUUGUGUAACUGAAAUGAAUGGUUUCUCUUCCUGUGUCUUUCUAUUUUUUCGACUUUCUUCUUUCUCGCCUCCUUACACAAGUUCUUGAUGACGGUUUCUCUAAACAGACUCAUCUCUAUUGUAAAGAGUUCCUUUUGAGCCACAGGGAAUUCAUAGCACUGUAGCGUAUGUUUUCUCUGUGGUGAGAUAUUUGUCCAGAGUAUGUAACAUCCUCAUUAGGAUGUCUUAAAGGUAUUAGAAAAAGAAAAUCGACAAGAAAGGAGAUUGUUCAUGUUUCUAAAGGUAUCUUGAUGUAAUUGAGAUUGAUGCUGACAAAAGGAUGUUACCCUGUUUGAUGUAGUUCAAAGGGUUUUAUGGUUCUUUCUAAAGGGGGAAUAAUAUUUUAAAAAUAAUGCUUUUUCUUCGUUUUUUAUAGCUCAACAUAACUUGCAAAUCAUGCAUUUUAAAAAAGCAAUUUUAGCCGGGUAUUGACCUGUGAAUAGAAUGUUACUAUAAAAUCCCAGGACAUGGAACAGG
Messenger RNA from Sinocyclocheilus anshuiensis, 2883 nucleotides. RefSeq names its product neuronal PAS domain-containing protein 3-like. The transcript is spliced from 7 exons. Gene Ontology annotation, biological process: regulation of transcription by RNA polymerase II. Gene Ontology annotation, molecular function: DNA-binding transcription factor activity, RNA polymerase II-specific; RNA polymerase II transcription regulatory region sequence-specific DNA binding; protein binding. The record is from RefSeq and is a predicted model, not a curated record. NCBI's taxonomy places the organism in Eukaryota, Metazoa, Chordata, Actinopteri, Cypriniformes, Cyprinidae. The coding region runs from base 55 to 2250 and encodes 731 amino acids.